AGGGGGCGGGGCCGGUGCGCGGCCGUCUUCGCUGCCGCUGCCGCCCGCGCUGCGGCCGGAAACAAUAGUGGAAGAGUCCGAGCCGCGCGGAUCGGCUGCGGCGGCGCGCGAGGCUGGACGGGACACUAUGAACGAAGAGGAGCAGUUUGUAAACAUUGAUUUGAAUGAUGACAACAUUUGCAGUGUUUGUAAACUGGGAACAGAUAAAGAAACACUCUCCUUCUGCCACGUUUGUUUUGAACUAAAUAUUGAUGGAAUACCAAAAUCUAAUCUCUUGCACACCAAAUCGUUAAGGGGCCACAAAGACUGCUUUGAAAAAUACCAUUUGAUUGCAAAUCAGGAUUGUCCUCGAUCUAAGCUUUCAAAAAGUACUUAUGAAGAAGUUAAAACCAUUUUAAGUAAGAAGAUAAACUGGAUUGUACAGUAUGCACAAAAUAAGGAUCUGGAUUCAGACUCUGAAUGUUCUAAAAAUCCCCAGCGUCACCUGUUUAAUUUCAGGCAUAAGUCAGAUAAAAAGUUACUCCCACAGUUUGACUCCCAAGUUCCAAAGUAUUCUGCAAAGUGGGUAGAUGGAAGUGCAGGUGGUCUGGCAAACUGUACACAGAGAAUAUUGGAACAAGGGGAAAAUGCAGACUUUGGGCUUGCUGUGUUACAAGAUUCAAGUACCACUCUGUGCCACAAUGGUGUAUUGUGGCCUCAUAGUCAAAACCAGGAACAGAAAAAAGAAAAGACAAUCUCUAACCCAGAGGCUAACGUCCAGACCCAGCAUCCACAUUACAGCAGAGAGGAAUUGAAUUCAAUGACUCUUAGUGAGGUAAAGCAACUGAAUGCAGAGCUCCGACAGCAAAUACAAGAAGUCUUUGAAGAGUUAGCCCACCAAGUGCAAGAAAAAGAUUCUUUGGCCUCACAGCUCCAUGUCCGCCACAUUGCAAUCGAACAGCUUCUUAAGAACUCUUCCAAGUUACCAUGUCUGCAAGUGGGACGAACGGGAAUGAAGUUACAUCUACCCAUAAACAACUGAACUCAGUUUACACUUAUUUCCUAUGCCCUGCCAUUUUUUGAUCAGUUAGGCAUGCACAGUUUGAAGCUGAAGAAGGUUAUGGUCAGUUAUUUUAUGGUCAUUAAAUUUGUGAAGCUUAAGACAACAUUUAACAUCUUUGUCAAAUAAAGCAGAUCUUAACUCUAGUCUUCUAGGGUUAAUCAUUUUGGUUCAUUUGGGAAAUGUUUUUUUCCCAUAAUUACUAAAUGGCCCUAAUUUUUACCACAUGUGACUACUUAAAUAUACUGUUACAGUGUGAUUUUAUUAAACAUAUUCUAAUGUAAUUCACCUGUCAAAACAAUAGACAGUUUACAGAGUUCUUAGAUUAGUGUGAACUACUAAAGAUAAUUUUUAAGAGGGAAAUGGAAUUCAUAAUACCACCUCUUAUUUAUUAUGAGCAAUAUUUUAAUAUGAAAAUUUUAUAUAUAAAAAAUGCUAUUUUAGGUACCUUUUCAUUCUCUUUAUAAAUGUGUAUUUGAGUGGUUCUGUAUAUUAUAUUUACACUUUCAUGUGUGAAUAUGUUGCCCAUAUUUCAGAUCACUGCAUUUUAUUCUCUUAAUACACUGUUUUUACAACUAUUAUCUUGUUUUCCAAAGAUAAAUGUAUUUAAGCAUAGAAAUCUAUCUAGUUGAAUUGUUUUGACUUCUGGUAACUCUUUGGAAAGAGGAAUUAAUAACUUUUUAAAGAAUGCAGGAAAAUAGAAGAUAUUUUUUUCUAACAAAGGCAGUUACGAGUUAGUUCAGGAAGAAAAUGCUAAUCUAGUUUUUAUAUGUCAGCUUGUCUCUGGAAGUAAAAGCCUAUUCUACAUCAUUAUUACUUUCCUUUUAAUGACUUUGAUGUUUUAGAAUUUGGACAGUUUUAGUCAAGCCUCACUUCCAAGUCAAAUGUAAUAUCUAUCUUCAAAUAGAAUAUGCCAUGAAAUUGUUGUCCUGUCUUUGAGAAGAAUUAAAAUGAUUUAGUGUGCCACUCUGGAUAAAAGUUCAAGAAUCCUUCAGCUGUCCAAAUUCUGCUGUCAACAUCGUUGAAAGUUGUGCCCAAAGAAAGCAUUGUGAGAUAUUUUCCUAAACUGUAGAAUCUAAAGGAAAAGAGAAGAUUACUUGACACAACAAAACAAAACUCUAAUCCAAAAAAAUAAGCCCAUUUAUAAGAGGAUAUUCUUAUUAGUUGCCUGUUAUGUUUCCAAAGAGUUCUGAAACUCAUAGUUUGUCUCACAGGUAAAUAAUAGGUUUUCAAAUAAUGUAUUAUAGUAAAAGCUACAACCAAUGCAGAAUUAAAAUGGGCUCUAAAUUCUGUUUUCAACUGGUGCUUAGAAUGUAUUUAUGAGGUAGGAUCCUUUGCUUAAUAGAAACUACGGAAAAGCCCUUUAACUUGGCAGUUUCAUGCCUAAAGAAAGGUAUGAAUGAUUUCUGCCUUACAUUUGGCUCUGGCCCUGGCUUGGGUCAGAUUUUGGUCUUAAACACAAAGAUUAUUUGGCUAAGCAAAGAAACACCUCAAUCUAGUAGAGGACAGCUUUUUAUGAUGCUAAAAUGUGUAUGUUAAAUUUGCCUCAGGAUAUUAAUUGAUAUUUCACUAAUUUUGUUUUGCUUUUUUUGAAAUAUAAUUGCUUUUUGGAGGAGCUUUUGAAAGAUGCUUUCAAUUUCUCUCAAUUGAGUCAUCCAAAAUGAAUUUAAAAUCCAGGGAGUGGGGAUGCAUUGCCUUAGUUUUGAUAAGCUUUAAAUUUAAUGUGUGCAAUAUCAAAAUGUCUAUAAAUUUAUAGAUUGAAUAAAGAUACUUCCUGAUGAUACUGGUAAGUAUCUCAGUGCUUCAUUCCUGUGAUCACAUUUUCAAAUUUGACUUUACUUUUUUUUUUGUCAUAACUCAUUAAGAAUGUUACCAGCCAGUGUGCUUGCAUACAUUUGUGCUUCUAUUUAAAUCACUUAGGGACAGUCAUAAAAGUUUGGGAUAUGUUGCAUUUGAUACACGUAGUAGCUUGUUUCUAGAAUAUGAGCCAUAUGGUGCAGUCUCAAAUACAACAGUCUUACCCAAAGCAAGUAUUUGCUUGUUUCUUAAAGAGUUUCUGGCAAAUAUGUAGCUUUACUAAUGAGUUUGGCACAAUUGGAUGGGAUCGUAUACGUACCAAGGUCUUAACUGGGGAUUCUGAUUUAUUCCAUUUAGAUAUUUCUACUUAAGCUCUUCAAAGGAAAGGUGCUCUUAAAAAAUAUCUGCGGUGCUGGUACUCGCACUAGAACCUAGUUUGGAUGGAUAUUCUAGUAAAAAAAUUUUGAAAAAAAUAUUUUGCACAGCAGUUUAUCUAAAAUUUGGUGAUCUUAUAUUUCUAUGUCAGUUUUCUUGAAUAUGCAAUAUUGUAUAUGCUAAAAUAAGAAUAAAGGAUAGAGUCGAGUUCUACCUUGAGAGGACAUGAAAUACCACAAAUAUUGAUUACCAUACUUGGCUAUUUUUCUGUACAGUUGUUUGUAUCCUUUGAGGAAGUUUAGAAGAAAAUCUCACACAUACCUUCAGUUUCAAAAUGGCAAAAGAGAGACUGCUAAUCAGCCAUUACUAACAUUUUCAUAGCUCAAAUGAUUAAGGGGAAUGAAACAAGACUAAUUUUUUUUUCACUUUAGAUUUCAUAAUUAGACAAGUUGAACUAAGAAAUCAGUUUCGAGUGGAAAGUAAUUUUGACCACACAAGAUUAUUUAAAUAUUUAAAAUCCUCUAGCCCUUUAAAUUAAGCUAAAAAUCUGUUUACUUUAGGAUUAUGAUCCUUUAAUCCCAGCACUUAAUGUCCAGAUUAGUCCUUUUUUUAAGGCAUGCACGUGUAAAAUAAUGCACCAAUAAUAGAUGAUGCAUGCAAGCGGCAGGAUAGUGUUUUGUGCCAUUAUGUAGUUCCUUACACACAGUGCGGAGCAAAGAAAUGUUACUAGUUUUUCAAAUCAUGUGUUCAUUUUGUCACAAAGUAUUCAUUUUCAUAUACAUUUGAGGAUUAUUUUUAAAUAAAUUCAUGUUAGAAAGUGAUUUCAGAAAUAUAGACAAAAUAUAUUCUAUUUUCUUACUGGCACCUUGACAGGCAUCUUGAGAUUUCUCGAGUUUUUUCAUUUUACCAUAUUCCUUACCACUGAAAAUGGUUUAAAGUGAGUUCUUUUUUGUUUGUAUUUAUUUAUUUUUUUUUUUACUUCGGUGUUUACACUGUUGAGGAUUAUCAGCUUUUGCUGGGUUUUUUUUUUUUUAAUUGAUUUUUAGGGAUCGAUGUGUCUGUGCUAAUGUUUAUCAAUUUUUGUUUUAUUUUAAAAGAAAUCUACCUGUGUUAUUAAUGUUGUAAAAUGUAAUACAAAAUGUAUAUGCUCAAAACUUCAGUAGGAACUUUUAAAGAAUAAAUUAUUUGUGUAGCUUAAUAGGAGGUUUGGGUCAGUAAUCAUAAAAUUACGGUUACGUGACAUGAAAACUUUCAAGUGGUACAAUGUAGAGUUCUUGUAGUGUUAUUUUUAUGCUAAAGUAAGAUAUUUGAGUAUUUUUAAGUACUUAAUAAAAAAUGUACUACUCUGCAAAUUUUUUUAAAUAUCUUUUGUUCAGACGUGGCUAAAAAACCCGACUAUUUCACUUUGACAUUUCAUUGCAUUUUCAACUUUAGGUUGGUGGAAAUAAUAAUUUGGGGAAAUUUGUGGAGGUGGGGAGGGAGAGAGUUUAUUUACCAGAAUAAUAAGGUAAUGUGGCUCUGGCACAAGUAAAGCUAUCUUGGAGGAGGGCUAUAAUACUGUGCUUGGAAUAACAAGGUUCUGUCCAGCGUCCAGCAACGCAUUCACUUCAUCCUUUUCUAGUUGCCCUUAUUAUUGUAGUCUAACCUAUUAAGCAACUUGGUCACCUUGCUAUGAACUCUAUCAGCAAUCUCUGGCAUUAAGAUUUCUUUAACAUCUAGUUUGUAACUCUCCCUUUUCCUAUUCUUUUUAGUUUAUAAGAGUCCAAAUUAAGAGUUCCCGUCGUGGCUCAGCAGCAUUGAACCCGACUAGUAUCCAUGAGGACUUGGGUCCAAUCCCCGGCCUUGCUCAGUGGGUUAAGGAUCCAGCAUUGCUGUGAGCUGUGGUGUGGGUUGCAGACAGGGCUCGGAUCCCGUGCUGCUCUGGCUGUGGUGUAGGCCGGAAGCUACAGUUCAGAUUGGACCCCCUAGCCUGGGAACCUCACAUGCCACAGGUGCAACCCUAAAAAGACCAAAAAAAAAAAAAAAAAAUCCAAAUUAUCAAUACUUUUCAAUGAUACUGAAUUAGUCCAUGAUUUUAACCUUAUCAAAUUAAAACAUUAAAAAAUCAUGAAGAUGAGUAUUGCCCUCCACCCUCCCCUCAAAAAAGUGUUCAUUAAACUUAACUACACAGAAAGGAAAGGGUGUAUUUCUUCUUUCGAACAUGUGUAGAAUGUUUAUUUCCAUUCUACUACCUCCAAAAGAGGCAUUUUAGAAAGUGUUCUGUAGUGACAUACUAAAUGCCAUUCAUACUAUUAUAAUUUGUGUGUGUUAACCUUGCUUAAUUUGAAUAGAAAUGCAUACAAUUGUGCUAAGAUCUUUAAGAAAAGAAAAUGAAGCUAUAGUGAUGAAAAUCAAAGAAGUUUAUUUAGCUUGGCUGUUGAACUUUGUUUUUAGAACUGCAAUAAUUUAUAUAUUUGUAUUGCUCUGCUUUGGAACCAUUAUGCUUGUCUACUAUUUUUAAUUUUACAACAAUAAAAUAAAUAUUUUAUUAUCUG
Molecule: messenger RNA, 5745 nt
Organism: Sus scrofa (pig)
Lineage: Eukaryota; Metazoa; Chordata; Mammalia; Artiodactyla; Suidae
Gene: C13H21orf91
Product: chromosome 13 C21orf91 homolog
Source: RefSeq, a predicted model, not a curated record